UAGCUGUAUGUCUCUUUUCUCUCUCUGUAACUUAAUCUUAGGUCUCUCUGUUCAUAUCAGUGUGUAUCAUUAUCAGUUUGAGAGUUAAAAAACAAAACAGUUGAGAGUUAUAUGCAAACCCCCAUGCUAGGUGGUAUGAGGGAGUGAUACAAAGAAGUAUAUGAUAGUUCCAGGCUUCCAGGAAUUUACAGUCUGUUUGGAUAGAUAACGAACAAAAUAACUGUAGCACAGUGCAGUAAAUAAGUAUCAUACGCUGGGUACAAUAAUUUCUACAGAAGUAGCUGUUUCUGUGUCUUUGUAUAGAUCUUUAUAAGACUGCUUUACUGCUAAACAGACCUCUUUCCCACUUAGAAGUGAUGAGGCUGUUGUUCCGAUAGUUUUGCCAAAAUGCCAGGCCAUGCUGAUAGCCUUAUGCUGCCCAGACAGAAGAGAGGGAGAUUAUCCCCUGCCCACACCCUGGCCCAUUAGAGGAGGGAAGUUUAGGGUUGUCCUGCCAACUUGACCCUGUUUACCAGCCAACCUCCCAGGUUCAAGCCAAGGCCUUUAACUCCAUGUUACUACAGCAGCUGUGGAGGUCACUUCUUCAGAUAACUACUCAGCUCUGGAAAAUGAACAUCCUCAAGAGUGCUAAUAGAAAAGACUUCAUCUUCCAAGCACAAAAUUGCAUGAAUAAUCCUUCUCUUCAGAAUCCCAUUGAGGGGAAAGCCCUAAAAAUGAAGCUACUGGAAGAUGUGCUCCAUCAAAACAAGGGAGUAAUCAAAAAAGAUGAAAACAUGGGAUACAGGACACAGGAGUGCCAGUACAGGAGAUUCGUGAAAGGGCUCCCCUGGAUGGUGAUGAAGGAAGAUCUAAGGAUGACAGCAGUGCACACCAGGCACACCAGCCCAGAUCUGAGCAGAGACUCCAGAAUCCAACAAUAGCGUGUAUACUUCCUUCAUGAAGUCUCAUCGCUGCUAUGACCUGAUUCCCACAAGCUCAAAAUUGGUCGUAUUUGAUACUUCCCUUCAGGUGAAGAAAGCUUUCUUUGCUUUGGUGACUAAUGGUGUCCGAGCUGCCCCUUUGUGGGAUAGUAAGAAGCAAAGUUUUGUGGGCAUGCUGACCAUCACUGAUUUCAUCAAUAUUCUGCACCGCUACUAUAAAUCAGCCCUGGUACAGAUCUAUGAGCUGGAAGAACACAAGAUAGAAACUUGGAGAGAGGUGUACCUACAGGACUCCUUUAAACCACUUGUCUGCAUUUCUCCUAAUGCCAGCUUGUUUGAUGCUGUCUCUUCAUUAAUUCGAAACAAGAUCCACAGGCUGCCAGUUAUUGACCCGGAAUCAGGCAACACCUUGUACAUCCUCACCCACAAGCGCAUCCUCAAAUUCCUCAAGUUGUUUAUCACUGAGUUCCCCAAGCCAGAGUUCAUGUCUAAGUCUCUGGAAGAGCUACAGAUUGGCACCUAUGCUAACAUUGCUAUGGUCCGCACUACUACCCCCGUCUAUGUGGCUCUGGGCAUCUUUGUACAGCACCGAGUCUCAGCCCUGCCAGUGGUGGAUGAGAAAGGGCGUGUGGUGGACAUCUACUCCAAGUUUGAUGUUAUCAAUCUGGCAGCAGAAAAGACCUACAACAACCUAGAUGUGUCAGUGACCAAAGCCCUGCAACAUAGAUCACAUCACUUUGAGGGUGUCCUCAAGUGCUACCUGCAUGAGACUCUGGAAACCAUCAUCAACAGGCUGGUAGAAGCAGAGGUUCACCGACUUGUAGUGGUGGAUGAGAAUGAUGUGGUCAAGGGAAUUGUAUCACUGUCUGACAUCUUGCAGGCCCUGGUGCUCACAGGCGGAGAGAAGCCCUGAGCCGGGGGAAGGGGUCAUGCAGCACCAGGGGUUAUGCCCCACUCACUGCCUGCCCAAAGCUCUGGGAACCAGAGACGAGAACUUUAGAGAAUUGUGACUCUGACCCCUGCCCAGGAGCCCCCUACCCUUCCACAUGGGAGUGAGGGAAGCUGUGGGGGAGGAAGGAGAAUGGAUUUUUAGCUGUCCUUAUCCUCACCCUUGAGGAAAACUUUCAGCCUAGUUCCUGUCCACUUAGACAUAGCCCCCUUUCUGUGCUCCUCAGGCAAAUUCUGAUCUCUGAGAGAUCCCCAGACCUCACCCAGCCUUUGCCUCUAUCUCUGUUCCUGACUCCACCCUAAGAUAAUGGACACAACAAAACUCUUCAUAAAGAUAUUUUUAUUCAUCCUGUUUCAUGGUGUAUGGCGGAGGCUGAGUCCAUUUAGUGGCAUUUCUUCCCAUAAUGGGAAUGGGGAGGAUCAUGGGGAGGAGGGCCUUUGGGUUCCUGUGCUGUAUGCAUAUGAAGGGAGAUGAGACUUAGGUGGAGGGGGAGGCAGAGUGGUUAGCUGAGGUUAUUGCUUUUUGUGGCAAACCUAAUUAAAAUGACAGGAGCCUCUUCAUGGUA
This is a messenger RNA of Kogia breviceps (pygmy sperm whale), 2434 nucleotides long. NCBI's taxonomy places the organism in Eukaryota, Metazoa, Chordata, Mammalia, Artiodactyla, Physeteridae. The record is from RefSeq and is a predicted model, not a curated record.